AUGGGCGCGGUGCCGAUCGACCGCAAGAUCGUGGCCAAGCCGACCGAUUUGUUCGUGUGCAGGUUCAAAGAGGGCUACGAGGAAAACAUCAGCCUGGCCAGACUCCGGCAGCUGGGGGCUUCCUUCAGCUUCACCCGAGCCCCCAUCACCGCUGCCGCUUUCACAAGUGCCGUCUCCGGCGGCCUCGCCAAUCAAGGGCCGGGCGGCGGGAGGAGGUUCGAGGGGCCGGUGAAGCCGGGGGCACAGCGAAUCCUCGACGCGAUGAGCAUGUCCAGCCUGUGGAACCACAAGAUGCGGGGGGGCGUGGGGCCGUCAGCAAAAGGAGAGACGGUGGUUUCGGCGAGCAUUCACGACGACGCUGAGCUGACGGUACACGAAGCUUUGAGGCUGCUGAAGAGCAUGAAGGAACAAGGGCGGGAGAUAGGCGUUAGCUUUUGGGAGUCCCCCGAGCGAAAGUGCCUCAACGAGUGCACGCUGCCCCUUCCGCCGUCCGUCCUGGCGCAACUUGCUGAGGAAGACGCUGCCGCCGCCGCCGCCGCCGCCGCCGCUAGCGGUAGCGGUAGCGGUAGCGGCACGGGCUUGACGAAGGGGAGGGUGGGCUGCGGAAAGCAAGGCUUGCAGAAACAGCACCCGGGAGGCGUGGUUCCGGUCUGGCCAAAGAUACCUGGAGGGUGGGCGGAGCCAAGGCACUGCCACACCGCCCCUCUCGUCGUCUGGGCGACCGGCCCUUCAAGGGCUCGCGUCAGGGCGAAGGGAGAGUUCGUGGAUCACUGCUCGGCCGCCAUGCUCGGGUCCUCGCAUUUCCCUCCUGGGGCAGAGCUGAUGCUCAUGGACGGCUUUCUGCAUGGCACCGGGGUGUUGGAGAAGCACGCCGUGUUCCAAAGGUACAGGCGGCGACCGUGGGCUCAGCUUUCCCCCGAGGAUGCCCCUGGGCUGCAAGGUCCGGCUAAGUUGCCUCCGGGGGCGACGACAAGGCUCCAGUGGAAGAAGGACGGUGCCGCCGUGGGCACGGCUCCGUGGACGGCGGCUCUCGACAGCACCACCAACGAGGAGCGCAAGACCUCCACGCCUGAGAUACCAACCACCACCACCGCCGCCAAUGCCACCCGCGCGCCCCCCCCGGGAGCAACGGCAACCGCGGGUAUGCAGCAGCAGCAGCAGCAGCAGCAGCAAGGACCACACUUCCGCGCGUGCAUCGUCUGCCAGCGCCCGGGCACCGACAGCAACGGCGCCGCCGUCGACGGGCCGGCGCCCCCGUGUCUCCCGCAGGCCCGUGGCCCGGCCGCUGCGGGGCCGCUGCUCCUGUGCAGCACGUGCCCGGCGGCCUUCCACCUAUCCUGCCUCCGACCGCGCCUCCGGAAGAUGCCGGAGGGCACCGGCGAAGGGGGGUCGGCGAAGUGGAGCUGCGCGUACUGCCACGCGAUGGGGAGGGUGGUCGGGGGAGACGCGGACGGGGCCUGCGGCGCGGUCCGGCUGAUGGAGAGCCUCCGGCAGGGGAUGCACGGAACUGUGCGGGUCAAUGCCAUGCGAACUCUGAGGUACAACGCCCUCGGCUGA
Molecule: messenger RNA, 1557 nt
Organism: Ectocarpus siliculosus
Lineage: Eukaryota; Phaeophyceae; Ectocarpales; Ectocarpaceae
Source: the annotation of a GenBank genome assembly